Molecule: messenger RNA, 465 nt
Organism: Brugia malayi
Lineage: Eukaryota; Metazoa; Nematoda; Chromadorea; Rhabditida; Onchocercidae
Gene: Bma-rps-18
Product: 40S ribosomal protein S18, putative
Exons: 4
Coding region: 1-465 (154 amino acids)
Biological process (GO): translation
Cellular component (GO): ribosome; small ribosomal subunit; cytosol
Molecular function (GO): structural constituent of ribosome; RNA binding
Source: RefSeq, a predicted model, not a curated record
AUGUCGUUAAUAAUACCGGAGAAGUUUCAACAUAUUCAUCGUGUUAUGAACACGAAUAUCGAUGGCAACAGGAAAGUACCAUUCGCACUCACUGCUAUUAAGGGUGUCGGCAGACGUUUUGCAUUUGUUGUUUGCCGAAAAGCUGAUAUUGAUAUUAAUCGACGUGCUGGCGAACUAUCGGAAGAAGAUCUGGAGAAAUUGCAACAAGUAAUGCAAAAUCCCAGCCAAUAUAAAAUCCCGAAUUGGUUUCUGAACAGGCAGAAGGAUAUCAAGGAUGGGAAGUAUUCUCAGAUGUUGUCUACAUCGCUUGAUAAUAAGCUUCGUGAAGAUUUAGAAAGACUGAAGAAAAUUCGUCUGCACAGAGGGCUUCGACACUAUUGGGGACUUCGUGUACGCGGACAGCACACUAAGACAACAGGUAGAAAAGGUCGCACUGUUGGUGUGUCGAAGAAGAAAGGAGGUUAA